Danaus plexippus (monarch butterfly) is the source of this 4085-nucleotide messenger RNA. RefSeq lists its product as uncharacterized. Gene Ontology annotation, biological process: tRNA-type intron splice site recognition and cleavage. Lineage: Eukaryota; Metazoa; Arthropoda; Insecta; Lepidoptera; Nymphalidae. The record is from RefSeq and is a predicted model, not a curated record. The transcript has 6 exons. Gene Ontology annotation, cellular component: tRNA-intron endonuclease complex. The coding region runs from base 128 to 2704 and encodes 858 amino acids.
AGAAAAUGUCAAUACUCACUAAGCUGACUUUUCGUCGAUUAGGGUGAUAGUUGGAAAAAUCCUUAUAUAUUUUACCUUCACUGAUUCUUUUAUUGUUUAAAAUUGUUAAUAUUGUGUCGAUUUAAAAAUGAAUAUGCUAACUGGUUGUGAGUUAGUUCAGAGAGGUACUACAAAAAUUGACGCCACCUUACCUGAGCUGGGUGUUAAAGAGGUGACUCCAAAUGGAACUUGGUUGGAGCAAAAACAGAUACAGGCAGCUAUAGAAGCAAGAAAAAAAUUGAUCGAAAUACAACGUAUCGAAAAAAAAGGAGCCAUGAGUCAUGCGGUAUGGAAAGAUAAUUUAAAGCUUGCCGAAGUUACCCAUAAAGUGGGUGGUCAUUGGCAACACAUGGGACACAACAUAGGAAAGCAACUUUAUAUUAGAGCCGAAGAAAUUUUAUUUUUGAUGGAACUUAAUUGUCUAUAUUUCAAAUUCAAUGAUGUGGUUGUGUCUCUACAGCAGGCAUACUCUUUGUUUCUUGGACCACUAAUAUCACAUCAACAGUACAAAGUUUAUGCGUCACUCAGCCGUCUCGGAUACCGUGUGUAUAGGCAUGAAACAUCAGACAAAGAGAUACAUAAUCCCAGUACUAGUAAUAAUGUUAACAAAGUCAAUAUUGGUAGCUCGGAAGCGAGUUGUUCGGUUGGGAAUCCAACUAUGGUAAACAUUAAAUUGGAAAGAAUGGAUGAAUAUGAAAAUAUACAAAUCAAACAGGAACCGGACACAGAAGAAUAUAACGCAGGUGACGUAAACCAUGGUAUAUUAAGCGUACCUAUAAAGAAGGAAUUUCCACAAUCAGAUAGUGAUAUGGAAACGAGCGCUUCAAAUUCAAUACAGGGCACUAGCCAAGAUAAAUCAGAUAAUAUGUGCUGCAAAAUAAAACUUAAGAAUUUGAAAAGCAGAAAGCUUAAACCGUGCAGCGGAAAAGUUUUACAUAAGUAUUUUAAUAACCUACCCGAGCUUAUAGGAACAUCAACGGUUAUCGUUAAGAAACCAAAUAUUAUGUAUUUACCUAUAAACGUUAUAUUGAAGAGAGUAGAGUAUACUGUCAAUUUAUUAAACAUAAGGGAAAAGGGCGAGAGGACGGACGUGACGGAAACAAAUAUAUACAAUGAAGGGGAUGAGGUGAAUGGAAGUCAUGUGAGAAGGUUGAGGAGCUCAGCGAGCAGAUCCGAUACUGAUGGUACGGGGCAAUCCAAUAUGAGGUUCCCGUCACAGAACCCACAAUACCGACCAUACAACAUGUGGAGAGACCGUCAUAGCUUCAACUAUUUCAACUUCAACAUGUUCUUCCAAAGAAACUUCUCCCCGCCCUGGUACACAAACAGCAAUUGUCAAUUCACACCAAGAAACCACGCCUACCCUCGCCCGACACUGAGCGUACACAACCGCAUCACGCCCCAAAGCAGGAAGAGACCAAAAAAUAACACACAAAAACAACAUUUAGAUGGUAUUAAAAAACUUAGUGCCAAAUUAAAGUUACUCCUACAAAAAGGAAACAUGGACCCAGUGAAUAUACAGUCGCUGCAAAGACUUAUUCAUCUUUACAACAGGCGUUACAAGGCAAGAAUGAGGAUAAGUCCGGACUUUGAUAUCGUCGACGAAAACGUAUUGGACACCAUCGACCUAGACGAUGAGGAGCCGGCGGAGAAGAGGCGCAGAAACAAUGACGACCAAGCGUACAAAGACAAUCUGGAACAGUUAAAACAACUGGCAUCCAAACUAAAGAGUUUAGAAGAAAACAAGAAGUCAUCUGCCAGACACCGAAGGGCUUUAUCAAAGCUAUUGAAAGUGUUCAACGAGUCUUAUAAAGAGGAAUAUUAUCUAUCGGAAGAGCACGAAAUCAAAAAUCCAAGACAUAUAACUCUUGAUACGUCAGAAUCGGAAUCGGACGUAUUAAUGAACGAAGACACUCCGAAUCGCUCCAAAGGGAAAAAGGUCAAGAAUCCGUUCAACAUAUUGAAGAGACUCACGGAGAAACAGAAAGAUGGGAAUACAUCAUCCACGAGCGACGAUUGCGAUGUACAGGAGUGUAAGAAGUAUAGUGACGUGCUAGCCAAGACGUUUUCUAAAGGUUGGCUGCCGAGGGAGGAUGAUUUUGGUAGAGCCGAAGUUGUUAAGAAAGAUUCCAUAAACAUGGCUUGUAAUCACGACGAAAAAGAUCUGAGGAGAGAGGAAUUCAUGUAUGACUUCCUUAAGAUACAAUCUACCAAAACCGACGACUGGUUGAAUCUCAAAACAUUAAUUUGCCAGAGUUUCGUUGAAGCCAUGGCUCAGUUCCAAGGAAAUAUGAACGAUUUGAGACAAGUGAGCUCGAAUGUCACAGUCAAGUCCGAAGAUAAUUCCUUGGCAUCUGUCUUAAGGAAACUGACUAUCAUCAGAAGAGAUGACAGUCUCAAUGAUGAAUGCAAUCUUAAGAUUGAUUUCGACGUUUACAACCGAGAUGUUCAAAACUUCAGGAAGACCAAUCGCCCAACACCACAUUUUCGUUUAAUUGCCCUCGAUGAAUCAUCAACCAUACCAUCCGGACAGGAAAUAGCUACACUGGCAUCUAAAUACAAUGACGAUGUUGCCAUCAUAUUUGCUGUAGUCGGCAUGAAUUCCAUCGGUUUCAUACAAAUCAAGCCGACAGUGUUGCCAGUGUUCCUUCCAAAUGAAUCUUAAACAUUCGCGGGUUUGGUCCCGGUACAAGUAGUAAUUUUUUGAUGUGUAUUACAACUUAGCCGUAUGCCUGGGUAUAUAGGCCGUUGAGUUCCUUAUUUAUUUAUAGAUUUCAUAAUGUAUGUAUUAUUAUAGAAUAUUUCUAAUAUAUCUGUUUCAAUGUUUAAAUGUACGUUGCAUUUCAUUCGUAACAUUUAAAUGUAGAUGUGUGCAUUCACAAAUUUAAAUAACUAAAUCGUAACCUUAUUACUUGAUGAUAAAGUUGAUUUUUCAUUAGCCGUUUAGCUAUAAGGUUUAUUCUCAAUGUUAUUCAAUAAGUAAAUGUGUCACAGCUGUGUGUUAGGGAAUGAAUAAAACAAGCAUUACUUGAUUGUAUAUUUGUGUUUAUAAAAGAUGCAGUGUUGGUACUGCACACAUGAAAUAAUAAUAUAUUAAAGCCUUUCUAAAGCGACUAUGUGUCUUAGAGUUUAGUGCAUUUCCUAUAGUAAAUGAUAUGAUAAAUACGUCAUUGUAUGUAUACUAUUGAUUCGUUAGCUAGUACACUACAAAUAUUGUCACUAUAGUACAUCCUAGGUGAGAUCAUUUUCAUUUUUGACGUUACAAUAUAUCGAUAUACUAUGUACAUAUGAUUCCAUACAUUUUCUAUCUACUCAUUCCCAAACUGUCUUAAUAAAGAUUUUUUUUUAUUAUAAAUUCUGAGUUUUCCGAUAAUUUAAAAAAAUCAUUCUAUCUGACACAUCUGACAACACAAACAGAAACGGUUCAUUUUUUUAUUAUAAGUAAUAUGAAAAACUUUUUUCAUAUAUCAUGCAUGUACAACAACAUAUUGCCAACCUAAGAAUAUAUAAAAAAUACUACAAUUUAAAAUGCUUUAGAAUAAUAUGUAAAUUUUUGUUUUGAUAUAUUUGUCAAAUGUUAAAAUAUUUCAAAUCUAUUUGUAUAUAAUGUCUUCAGUUAGAAAAUCAUAAAUUACCGUUAUGAACAGUAAAAAAAAAAUUAUAAUUUUUUUUUAAAAUAUCGAUUAUUGCACAAAACUUAUUAUAUGAGUUAGCUUUUUCAUAUAUAUCAAAAUAAAAAAUAUUAUUUAUUUCAAAGGACUAUUUUAAUUUAAAUGAAACAUUUAUAUUUUUUAAUAUUUUAAAACGUAAAUAUUAUAUAUAAAUCUGUUAUUUUUUGUUUCUUUUAUUAAGGUUUGAUAUAAGUGUUUAGUAUGUAAGAUUAUUCACUGUAUGUGACAAUUUAUGUUACGUGGAGAUGUCCCCGUAUAGUAGUUAGUAUAGCUUUGGAGGCAUCUUAAUUAUUAAGUAUUGUUCAAUUCGAUAUGUACUGAGUGUUUACAGUUUUACUAAAUGUCUCGACUUAAUAUACAACUUUUAAUAUAUAA